UUCGUGGCCAGUGAUUACGUCCUAAGAACCAUUUACUUGCGUUGGCACAACUCUAGUGACAAGUUAGCGGUAGAGCGGGCGGACCUGGAGCUGGCGAAACGGCUUCAGGCGGAGGAGGAGGCAGCCUACCUUAAGCAGGCCUCUGAAUCCGCCUCCCAAUCUCCCUCGUGCUCUCCCUCCCACCAUCGACAAAAUGGCGGUGGAUACGGUCAAACCAUGUCUUCCUCAUGGGUAAGCCUCUGUUUUGAAAGCAUCUGCCUUGGGUAG
Messenger RNA from Hydatigera taeniaeformis, 267 nucleotides. Lineage: Eukaryota; Metazoa; Platyhelminthes; Cestoda; Cyclophyllidea; Taeniidae. The record is from the annotation of a GenBank genome assembly.